AUGGCGGGCGAGACGGGGACCAUCUCGGUCUCGCAGGUCCAGGCGAUGGUGAUGAUCGCCUUCGCCGCGACAGCGUACUACAACACCAUCGAAACAUUCUUCUCCAUCUUCACGACCUUCAAGCGGCGACGGGGACGGUACUUUUGGAGCAUGAUCGUCAGUAACACGGGGAUCAACAUCAACGUCAUCGCCUUCGUCCUGCGAUACUUUGGAUACUACCACGGAGCCAUCGUGGCGUCGAGCUUCAUCAUCCCGAUCGCAUGGUACUCUAUGGUAACGGGGCAGGCCAUCGUCCUCUGGUCCCGACUUCACCUGGUGGUUCACAGCCAGCGCAAGAUCCGCAUGAUUCUCGUCAUGAUUAUAUUCAACGCGGUCACGAUGCAUGUCCCUGAGACGGUCAUUUUCUUCCUGGCGAAUUUCGAACACCCAGCGAAAUGGUCAAUGCCCUUCAAGAUCUACGAGAAGGUGGAGUUGGUCGUCUUCACGAUACAGGAGACCAUCAUCGCCGGCUUUUUUCUCUACGAAGGCUACUACAGCCUAAAACCUCUGAGCGCGAUCAAACCAAAGGCGGUCGCAAACAUGGUGCGCCAUCUUGCGGGUCUCUUCGCCGCCGUAUUCCUCCUCGACAUAGGCCUGAUCGUACUCGAGUACAACGACAAGUUUGAGAUCCAGACGAUGUGUAAGCCAUUCGUGUACAGCGUCAAGCUCAAAGUCGAGUUCGUCGUGCUCAACAAGCUAUUAUCAUUCACCAGAAUGAGCACCUGCAACUGCCGAGGGCCGGAAAGCCUUCCUUCGGUGACAUUACCCGAUAGCCACAAGCGCACCAUGGUCGGCCAGGGCGCCGUUUUGGUGGCGCUGCCAGAUAUCGAGCAGACAGGAGGGUCUUUAUCACCGUUGAGACGUACAUUCACCGACCACAUCUACGAUGGGCGCCAGGCCGCCGGUACUCCUGUACGAAGAAACUCGAAAAAGAGUCAGCUGUCAAUAAGGCAGAGAGAGGUGACCGAUGACGAGGCGCCUCUGAACGAAAAGAGCACGACGAGCAAUGGAUGA
Colletotrichum siamense is the source of this 1053-nucleotide messenger RNA. RefSeq lists its product as uncharacterized. The record is from RefSeq and is a predicted model, not a curated record. Lineage: Eukaryota; Fungi; Ascomycota; Sordariomycetes; Glomerellales; Glomerellaceae. The transcript has a single exon. The coding region runs from base 1 to 1053 and encodes 350 amino acids.